Molecule: messenger RNA, 708 nt
Organism: Fusarium poae
Lineage: Eukaryota; Fungi; Ascomycota; Sordariomycetes; Hypocreales; Nectriaceae
Gene: FUS5
Product: Esterase fus5
Exons: 1
Coding region: 1-708 (235 amino acids)
Biological process (GO): secondary metabolite biosynthetic process
Cellular component (GO): nucleus; cytoplasm
Source: RefSeq, a predicted model, not a curated record
AUGUCACAUUAUCCACGACUACUCUGUCUGCACGGCGGUGGCGCAUCAUCUCGUAUUAUGCGUGCCCAAUUCGCCAAGCUGGAAUGUGCGUUGAGCAACCGAUUCCAGCUUGUCUACCUUGAAGCUCCCCUAGAUAGCGCCCCCGGUCCAGGUGUUCUUCCUUACUUUGAGAACUGCGGACCAUACUCUUGUUGGGUCAGCGAUGACAAGACACUGUCUCCCGAGCACAAGAGACUCGAAGAAGACAACGCUAUUGCCUACAUUAAGAGCUUCAUGAUACAACAUGGACCUUUCGCUGGUAUCCUUGGAUUUUCACAAGGUGCACGUGCGACUGCUAGCAUUCUGCUUGAGCAACAGCAGAAGCCUUUCACACAUGAUAACCUAUUCGGUGUCUUCUUCUGUGGCACCUUUCCCCCUUUCGUUCCUGAGACUCCAGAGAUCAGGGUCCCUACUGUACAUAUACAGGGACUUUCAGACCCCUAUCUCCAGGAGAGUGAGAUGCUGUUGAGUCAUUGCACGAAACAGAGUGUCAGGAGAGUGAUCAAGUUCGAUGGUGGUCAUCAUAUGCCCACAAGUCUUGGUGUUACACAGCAGAUUGCAGAUGUUAUUUCAAUGGUAUACAGAGGAACCAACAGGAAAAAGGUGUCGAAUCUUUGGAAACUGAAGCGACCAAUUUCUACUGCGAAAGCGACGGCGAUUGAGAUUUAA